AAAUUGGACCAAUUCCCCAACGUUUUAUGGUCUACUUUACGAAUAUCUUUUCAUUCUCUUAUUUAACAAAAACAGCUUUGCAUAUUGUUGCAAUUCCAUAGUCGAAAUCGAUAUAUAUACUCUUGCUGAAGCAGAAAAAUUAUCAAAAUGAGAGAAGAAGUUGACGGCACGCGCACUGAUAUUAUCACACUCUCUAGUUUCAUUCUUCAAGAGCAAAGAAAAUAUAACAGCAAAUACCAUGACAAGGGAACUAGUAUCAUUCAAGAAGCUAGCGGUGAGUUGUCUCUCUUACUCAAUAGUCUUCAAUUUGCUUUCAAAUUCAUUGCAAAUAACAUUCGUAAAGCCGAAUUGGUCAAUUUAAUCGGUCUUUCUGGUGUUAUUAAUUCUACUGGUGACGAACAAAAGCAAUUAGAUAGUAUCUGCAACGACAUAUUUAUCGAGGCCAUGAAAUCCAAUGGCUGCAUUAGAGUCAUUGUUAGUGAAGAGGAAGAAGAGGCUAUUCUUGUUGACAGCAGCGGUUCCUAUGCUAUUACUUGUGAUCCUAUUGAUGGUUCUUCGAAUAUCGAUGCUGGUGUUAGUGUUGGUACAAUCUUUGGCAUCUACAAAAUUCGUCCUGGUAGUACCGGCUCGCUUGAAGAUGUGUUACGCUCAGGAAAUGAAAUGGUGGCUGCCGGUUAUACUAUGUACGGCGCAUCGGCCCACUUAAUGUUGACUACAGGACAUAAAGUUAAUGGUUUCACCUUAGACACAAAUCUCGGUGAAUUCAUUUUAACCCAUCGAAACUUGUCAAUGCCCAUAUACAAAAACAUCUACUCAAUCAAUGAAGGAAACACUUUGAACUGGCCUCCUAAAAUUGCAGACUUCAUUCAUGGUCUAAAAGUAGCUCCAGAAGGUGGUAAGCCCUAUGCUGCUAGGUACAUUGGAUCAAUGGUUGCUGAUGUCCAUCGUACUAUGCUUUACGGUGGUAUUUUUGCUUACCCUUGUUCUCGAGGAAAAGGCAAGCUUCGUUUGUUAUAUGAAUGUUUCCCAAUGGCAAUGUUAUGCGAACAAGCCAAUGGAAUGGCUGUCAAUGACAAAGGUGAAAGAAUUCUUGAUUUGACUCCCAAACAGAUUCAUGAACAAAGCUCUAUUUGGCUCGGCAGUAGAGGAGAAAUCCAAAAAUAUGUAGACUUCAUGAAGCAACACUAAAGUCCCUUGUGGUACUUGUGCAUUUUCCUUUUAUUUGCUUUUCGCAUGUUCCGACAAACGAUUUAUGACGAAUUAUGAGAAAAAAGGCUCACUCCUGGCCUACCUUCUUUUUAGUAUCCUAAAUUGAAAAAGUUUAUUUUUUGUUAUUUAUUUUAUAGCUUCAAUCAGAAAUCAUUGUCUAUACAUAUUUGUCAGACGAAGUAAUAUAAAAAAAAUAUAUAUAACUCACUAGAAAACAUAAUUUUGGUGGAUG
Messenger RNA from Schizosaccharomyces cryophilus OY26, 1441 nucleotides. Its product is annotated as fructose-1,6-bisphosphatase Fbp1. Gene Ontology annotation, molecular function: fructose 1,6-bisphosphate 1-phosphatase activity. Gene Ontology annotation, biological process: fructose 6-phosphate metabolic process; fructose metabolic process; gluconeogenesis. Gene Ontology annotation, cellular component: cytosol; cytoplasm. The record is from RefSeq and is a predicted model, not a curated record. NCBI's taxonomy places the organism in Eukaryota, Fungi, Ascomycota, Schizosaccharomycetes, Schizosaccharomycetales, Schizosaccharomycetaceae. Bases 148 to 1188 code for a protein of 346 amino acids. The transcript has a single exon.